Molecule: messenger RNA, 297 nt
Organism: Anopheles arabiensis
Lineage: Eukaryota; Metazoa; Arthropoda; Insecta; Diptera; Culicidae
Product: keratin-associated protein 19-2-like
Exons: 1
Coding region: 1-297 (98 amino acids)
Source: RefSeq, a predicted model, not a curated record
AUGAAGUGCGUCGUGUUGUUGGGGAUUCUUACUGUAAUCCUGAGCCUUAAUGUUGUACCGACACAGUCAAACCCUGUGCCACAGAUUGGAUUUGGAGUUGGUUUAAUAGGUCCGUACAGCGGAUACGGUGGAUUAGGAUACGGAGGAUACGGUGGUUACGGCGGAGGAUAUGGACAUGGCUACGGUGGAUAUGGUGGAUAUGGUGGAUACGGUGGCUACGGUGGUUACGGGCAUGGUUAUGGAUACUACCGACGAAGACGUCCAUUCUUCGCUCCGCCUGCUAUAUUGGUUGGAUAA